Acaulospora colombiana is the source of this 1385-nucleotide messenger RNA. The record is from the annotation of a GenBank genome assembly. NCBI's taxonomy places the organism in Eukaryota, Fungi, Glomeromycota, Glomeromycetes, Diversisporales, Acaulosporaceae.
AUGAGUGAAGAAGAGUACUCGUCCGGUAGUGAACGCACUACUUACGAGGAGGACGAUGAGGACGAUGCCACAGGCUCUUCUGAAGAAAGUUUAUUCUCGUACACCAAACGCAAAAAGUUUGCAAGCGAGCCUACGACUCCUCUAAAGACUUUGGCAUCAAUCAAAAUAGAUGAUGAAAAAUGGCAUUCCUGCACGUUUCCAGGAUGUAGUAAGGCCUACAGGAAGCCGACUCGGCUUCGGGAGCAUGAACGUUCACAUACAGGAGAGGCAUAUCUCCGGGAAUCUCACCUCCAAGCUCAUAUGAGAACGCACAUGUCCUACGCUGAGAGGGCCCACGUAUGCGAAGAGUUACAGUGUGGCAAAAGAUUUUGGACAAGUACACAGUUAAAGUGCAUGCAAAGCGGAUGCGGAGAAUCUUUCGCUAAAAAUCACCAACUACAAAAUCAUUUUGUUCUGGUUCAUUGCCCCGCGGGCACCAAAAAAUAUCGCUGUGAAAAUGACAGUUGCAGAAAGUCGUUUGCCACUGCACAAAAGCUAAAGGCUCACAUGAAAACCUGGUCGUUGCUUCAGGCACACGUUCGAGAAAAGCAUCCCCCUUCUUGCUCUCAUCCAGGAUGCGAGGGGAAAACUUUCUCCUCUCAGAAGAAUUUGAAGGCCCAUCUUAAGGUGCAUGAAGAAAAAGCGAUACAGGAUACUCUGAUCGCCACCAUGCAGCCAGAUGAUCCCGAGAGAGAAUACCAGGAGGUCCUUAGACAAAACGAGGUAAAUAGGGAUUGGAAAUGUGAAUGGGAAGACUGUCCUAAGAGCUUUAAAUCAAAAAAGGCUAUGAAUGUCCACUAUAAUGUCACACAUCUCCAAAAGCGUGACUUUGUCUGUGAUGUGGCAGGCUGUGAGAAAGAAUUCGGAUACAAGCAUUUACUCCAGCGCCACAGCGCCAAAAUCCAUGGGAAACACACUUCUGAUCGUGAUCCGAUCGUCUCCAAUGAUAUUGGAAGGCUCAAGCCAGCCCCCACCGCUGCAGAAGAGAAAGCGGCCGAAAGGGGAUGUGACUUUAUCGAACAUCUCACCGGAAAACAGUAUCAGCGUCGUGGUGAAGAUCCAAAUAUAUUCGAUGAAGCUAGAAAGGGGGCGCAUUCACUCCAUGAUCACAAUAUACCCAAAGCGCGGAUCGCGCGAAGAGUGAUCCUUUGUCCAUGGCCAAGCUUCUUAUCUCUGAAUGUUGCCUCAGAAGAUGAUCACGCUGUACACGAGGGCACGGUAGUAGGUACGGAACUUAUCGCUUGUGGGGGCAUCUUCCAUAGAGCCUACGACUUGAGGAGGCAUCUUCGAGCCGACCAUGGGUUGGAACUAAGUAAAGAAGAACUGAAUGCUUGGCUGAAGGACAA